Falco peregrinus (peregrine falcon) is the source of this 5615-nucleotide messenger RNA. It is a transcript of the gene AGAP1, whose product is annotated as ArfGAP with GTPase domain, ankyrin repeat and PH domain 1. The transcript is spliced from 20 exons. Gene Ontology annotation, molecular function: GTP binding; GTPase activator activity; protein binding. The record is from RefSeq and is a predicted model, not a curated record. Bases 622 to 4239 code for a protein of 1205 amino acids. Gene Ontology annotation, cellular component: nucleus. Lineage: Eukaryota; Metazoa; Chordata; Aves; Falconiformes; Falconidae.
GGGGCCGGGCGCUCCUGCACCCGCUGCGCUCCGCAACGGCGGCGUUUUCGUUUCCAAACGGGCCCCCUUCCAGCCCAGCCGGGGCGGCGGGCUGCCGCUGCCCGCCGCUCCGCUGUCCUCGGGACGGAUACUGAUCGGAUUUACCCGGCGGAGGGGGAAAAAAAAAGGGCGCAGGAUCCGCAAACGUGCAGCCUUGCUGUAAACAAUGAAAUUGAAGGCUGCUGCUGCUCUAAUCCCGUGAAUACCGGACCCUGCUUCUGCCCAGCAAUGCAUUUUGGGAUCCGCAGGAGGAUGCAUGCGGCUGCUGCAUGGAUUUAACUCGUCCCUCGACGUCUCCUCGGCGGGGGCCGGCAGGGCUGGAUGGCGCUUCCAUGGACGCCGGCCGCCGGCGGGGAGCGGUGCCGGAGCGGAGCCGCCGCUGAAGCGGGGGCCGCCUAACCCUGCAGCCGGGGGAGUCCCCGCGCGGUUUCUCUAUUUUUACUGGGUUUUUUUCAUCGUUGUUACUGUUAUCGUUGGGUUGCAGCGGUUUGUGGUUCUGCAUUUCGAUUCGCGGCUCCAGCAACCCCCAUCUUCCCGGCACCUCCAUCUCCGGCGGCGGGCGCGCCGCGAUGCCCGGGCUGGAUGCUGCUGCCUGAAGCGGGGAGAGCAGCCGCCAGGGACAUGUAUCUCCUGGACAGCAGCGAGCCGCCGGCCGCCGCCUCCUCUCCGGAGAGGAUGCAGCGGGGGACCCCCCAGCGGAAAACCGUGUACCGCAUCUCCGUGACCAUGGUGAAGAAGGAGCUGCUGGGGCCGGAGGGCGGCCAUCCCGGCCCGGAGCGGCCCCGGCGCGGGGGGCGCCGGGCGCCGGGCUCCUCCAGCCUCACCAGGGCCGGGCUGCUGCUGGUGGAGGAGGAGGAGGGCGAGGAGGAGGGCGAGGAGCGGGACCGAGUCCCCAGCCCCUGCGGCUUCCGCAACUUCAGGACCCUCAGCACCGGGCAGCUGGAGCUGGGCCGCCUCAAGGUGCCGCGGAGAGCGGGGCAGCCCGGCCCGGCCGAGCUGGCCCUGGGCGGCCCGCGGGGCGGCGGGGAGCCGGCGGCCGCCUGCGGCGGGGCCGGAGCCGCCGUCUGCCCCGGGGAGGAGGCCGGGGGGCCGGGGGCCCGGGGCCCGCCCGCAGGCCGCUGGGGCGAGGCGCCGCCGGCGGGGGAGCAGGGGCAGAGCCCCUGGCGGCAGCCGGGCCUGCUGCGGCGGAGCUUCAGCUUCAGGCACUGGCCCGGCGGCGGGGAGCUGCCGCGGGCGGCGGGCCGGGUGCGGCGGCACAGCAGCUCGGGCUGCCUCCCCGGGCCGCCGCCGGGCCGGGACGCCGGGGCGCGGGGCUCGCCGCCCGCCGCCGGGCCGCCCGAGAAGCGCAACACGCUGGACGUGGGCGAGGUGCUGAGCCAGGCGGACCCGCUCUCCCAGCUGGAGCGCUGGGAGCGGAGCAAGAGCAAGAACCGGACCCUGGAUAACAGCGACCUGCAGCGGCUCUCGGAGCGGCUGGGGCGGGAGGGCCCCGCCGCCGCACACGAGCACCGGCUGCUGCGCUUCUUCAGCGGCAUCUUCGCCCGCAAGGACAGCGCCGCGGCCCUCUUCGGCAGCCCCCACGGGCGGUCCCCCCGCAGCAGCUUCUCCAGGUCCAGGGCUUAUUUCAGCAGCCUCAGGAGAGCCACCGUGGACAUGCAGUCCAGCUCCGAGAGCAUCAAUGGGUCCCCCCACAAAGAUGCCUUUGUAAAUAGCCAGGAAUGGACACUAAGCCGAUCUGUACCAGAACUGAAAGUGGGGAUAGUGGGUAACCUAGCCAGUGGCAAGUCAGCCCUUGUGCACCGGUACCUGACUGGCACGUAUGUCCAAGAGGAAUCACCUGAAGAUAUGGAUGCAGGUGGGAGAUUCAAGAAGGAAAUCGUGGUUGAUGGACAAAGCUAUCUGCUGCUGAUCAGAGAUGAAGGGGGGCCUCCGGAGGCACAGUUUGCCAUGUGGGUGGAUGCCGUUAUAUUUGUCUUCAGCUUGGAAGAUGAAAUUAGCUUCCAGACUGUUUACCACUACUACAGCCGUAUGGCUAACUAUCGUAACACUAGUGAAAUUCCAAUGGUACUAGUGGGAACCCAGGAUGCUAUAAGUUCCAGUAAUCCACGUGUCAUAGAUGAUGCCAGAGCAAGGAAGUUAUCGAAUGAUCUUAAGAGAUGCACUUACUACGAAACCUGUGCUACUUACGGGCUCAAUGUGGAGAGAGUCUUCCAAGACGUUGCUCAGAAGAUCGUUGCAACUAGGAAGAAGCAGCAGCUCUCAAUUGGACCCUGCAAAUCCCUACCAAACUCUCCAAGCCACUCCUCUGUGUGUUCUGCCCAGGUUUCUGCCGUACAUAUCAGCCAGACCAGUAAUGGAGGAGGGAGUUUAAGUGAUUAUUCCUCCUCUGUCCCAUCAACUCCAAGUACCAGCCAGAAGGAGCUACGGAUUGAUGUUCCUCCCACUGCCAACACACCAACUCCUGUCCGUAAACAGUCCAAGCGCCGAUCCAACCUCUUCACGUCUCGGAAAGGGAGUGACCCAGACAAAGAGAAGAAGGUCCUGGAGAGCAGAACAGAUAGCAUUGGAAGCGGGCGCGCAAUCCCAAUUAAACAGGGUACGCUGCUAAAGCGAAGUGGCAAGUCGUUGAAUAAAGAGUGGAAGAAGAAAUAUGUGACAUUGUGCGACAACGGUGUGCUGACCUACCAUCCUAGUUUGCAUGACUAUAUGCAGAACGUUCAUGGGAAAGAAAUCGACUUGCUGAGAACCACUGUGAAAGUCCCCGGGAAGAGGCCACCCCGAGCUACGUCAGCUUGUGCGCCCAUUUCCAGUCCCAAAACAAACGGCCUAUCCAAGGACAUGAGCAGUUUACACAUCUCUCCCAAUUCAGGGAACGUGACUACUAGCACAUCUGUGUCUCAGAUGGCAAGUGGCAUCAGUCUAGUCUCCUUCAACAGCCGUCCGGAUGGUAUGCAUCAGCGCUCUUACUCAGUCUCCAGUGCAGAUCAGUGGAGUGAGGCAACAGUCAUUGCAAACUCUGGCAUUAGCAGUGAUACUGGGUUAGGAGAUUCUGUGUGUUCAAGCCCAAGUAUAUCCAGUACAACAAGCCCCAAACUUGAUCCACCUCCUUCACCUCACGCCAACAGAAAGAAACACCGCAGGAAGAAAAGCACGAGCAAUUUCAAAGCUGAUGGUAUCUCAGGCACAGCUGAAGCCAAACGCAAAGCUUGGAAACUAAACCGUGUUGGUAGCCUGCGAAAUAUAUACAGCAGCAGCAGCACCAACACUGAAGAACAAGAGGAAAACUUUGAGUUUAUCAUCGUCUCUCUCACCGGCCAGACUUGGCACUUUGAAGCUACCACAUACGAAGAAAGAGACGCGUGGGUACAAGCCAUAGAGAGUCAGAUCUUGGCCAGUUUACAGUCAUGUGAGAGCAGCAAGAACAAGUCCCGCCUGACGAGUCAGAAUGAAGCCAUGGCCCUUCAGUCCAUAAGGAACAUCAGAGGCAAUUCCCACUGCGUGGACUGUGAAGCACAGAACCCUGACUGGGCCAGCUUGAAUCUGGGAGCCCUCAUAUGUAUCGAAUGCUCAGGUAUACACCGCAACCUUGGCACACACCUCUCCCGGGUCCGCUCUCUCGACCUGGACGACUGGCCUAUAGAGCUCAUCAAGGUGAUGACUUCUAUCGGGAACGAGCUGGCAAACAGCGUCUGGGAGGAGAACAGCCAGGGCCAUAUGAAACCUUCAUCAGACUCCACAAGGGAAGAAAAAGAGCUCUGGAUACGUGCGAAAUAUGAGCAGAAGCUCUUCCUUGCCCCGCUGCAGUGCCUGGAGCUUUCUCUGGGCCAGCAUCUCCUGAGGGCUACAGCCGAGGAGGACUUGCGGACAGUCAUCCUGCUCCUUGCCCACGGGACUCGGGAAGAGGUGAACGAGACCUGCGGAGACGGUGAUGGGCGCACUGCCCUCCACUUGGCGUGCAGGAAAGGAAACGUGGUGUUAGUGCAGCUCCUGAUUUGGUAUGGCGUCAACAUGAUGGCGCGCGAUGCCCACGGGAACACGGCGCUGGCCUACGCCCGGCAGGCCUCCAGCCAGGAGUGCAUCGACGUUCUCCUCCAGUACGGCUGCCCCGACGAGCGCUUCGUCCUCAUGGCCACUCCAAACCUGUCCAGGAAGAACAAUAACCGGAACAACAGCAGCGGAAGGAUGCCCACCAUCAUCUGAGGAGCUCACUCGUGUAUUCGCUGACCUGAAUUACAUCCGCAGCCUCAUAUUCCUCCAUCCCCAUCACAGCUCUGCUCUGUGAGUCUGGUAACUCUCCUUUUCCCUUUUCCCUUCGGUACAUCCCUGUCCCAUCCGGAAACGGCGCGUCUGGAGAGCGCGAGGGGAUGAGAAGGAGCAAAAGGGGCUGCAGAGAAAGCAGUUGUUUCAGUGACAGCUCUCGAACGAAUGGAAACAAGUGGGCGAGAGCGCGUGGGUCGAGCAGGACGCACCACGCGUGGCACCGGGACCAUGGGAGAGCGGUCGUCCCCGGGGGGGGAUGCAGGCUUCCCGAGCGUGGAGGGAAGGGGCGGAGGGAGAGGCGAGCGAGAGGAGAAGGAAGGAGAGAUGGUGACUUUCCAUAAUUGACAGUUAAGCACAUCAGUACAUUUCACCUCUACCAAACACGACGCCUGGAUUUCAUUCUCUUCUCUGAAGAGCUUGACGGCAUAAAUCAGAAGCAAGCACAGAGUUUGUCAGGUUUGAAGCUCCUAUGAUGGUAUGUGUCAAAUCAGUUGUAGCUAAUCUGUCCGGGGAGAAUACUGGCUUCAUUACACUUGUAUAGUUGAGUUCUUCCAGCAUUACCGCUGUUUAAUAGAACAUGAUUAGUCAUCACGGAGAAAAAAGCAUAUUAGCUGAGGAGGUAGUUACAUGGCACGCUUCGGUGAUUGCUUGGAUGUGAUUGCAAUAUUCUUAGAAGCAUCAUAUUAUCUCAGACAUGUUCUUUCAAGCCCUUGGAGCCCUCCUUUCUAAAUUCACUGUCAUAAUUUAGUAUCUGUUUAAUUUUUCAGUCCAAAGAGAGGAAAUGAGUUGCUGAGUGUUAUUUGACUGCAGUCUCCUUGGUGUAAAAACAAAAUGGAAAAAAUAAAUAAGAGUAACUAUGAAACACAAAAAGGAAUAAUGAGUACCGCUAAGGAAAAACAUUUCAAGUACUUUUAGUGAAAUUAAUAAACGCAUUAAAGGCUAAUAUUUUUUCAGCCAGCAGAAAUAGGUUCUGUCAUUUUGCCAAGGUAAAUGUCUUGAGUUUUUGGUCACUCCUGUGAUGCAUUGCCUAACUUAUACAGAUUUUUGUAUUGUGUCUCUAGAUUAUAUGUAUGUAAAAUCUAUUUGAAUAAAAAAACCAUAAAUAUGCAUUGAUAUUUUUUUUUGUACAGAAGAUGACAUCUCUGUUUAAUUUAUAAACUGUAAUGGAUGUGAACUAAAUAACGUGCAACUAGUUAGGAUCUGUGCGUUACAGAUCAGUGUACAUUGACAAUAUUCCCAGCAGUGAACUCUUGUUUCCAUCGCAAACCUUUGAGGAACAUAUCAGAAAGAGAUUAUGGCACGUUUGGCCUGGGGGG